Molecule: messenger RNA, 1950 nt
Organism: Hyaloscypha bicolor E
Lineage: Eukaryota; Fungi; Ascomycota; Leotiomycetes; Helotiales; Hyaloscyphaceae
Exons: 1
Molecular function (GO): protein binding
Source: RefSeq, a predicted model, not a curated record
AUGCACGACAUCCUGUCAGUAGCCGAAAAUCAGCUGCACGUGGCCGAGCAGUCCCUGCAGGUGCAGAAAGAGAUUGCAAAAAGGAUGCUAUCCAAAGACGAAGGAACGUGUCUUCAACUCCUCCGUCUCACGAAGGAUGAAAAGGAUGAGACAUAUGAAUGGUACAAAAACCGAGUGGAAGAUCGAGUGGAAGGUACUUGCCAAUGGUUCUUGCAACACGACAACUUCAAAAACUGGUUGAGGCAAGACUCAGGCCCUCUAUUGGUCUCGGCAGAUCCUGGGUGUGGAAAGUCUGUCUUGGCCAAAUACCUGAUCGACGUCGAAUUGCCCCGAUCGAGUACCACUUGCUACUUCUUCUUCAAAGACCAGGAUCAGAACACUCUCAAACAAGCGUUCUGCGCAUUACUACAUCAGCUCUUCACCGAAAAGCCUUCCCUAAUUCGACAUGCCAUGCCAGAUUAUUCCAACAACGGACCAGAUUUUGUGAAAAUCACGACAUCGCUCUGGAAAAUAUUAGGGAACGUCGCUCAAGACCCCGAAACAGGACCUGUCAUUUUCGUCUUGGACGCGUUAGACGAAUGCAACGAAUCUGACUUUCGGGAUUUGAUCCGCAUGUUGAAGCAGCUAUUUCAUAAGGAUCAGAGGCAACUCAACGAGACGAAAUUCCUCGUAACCAGUCGCCCCUAUGAACACAUCGUUUCCGAAUUCCGAGAGCUGGUCGAUGCUUUCCCUCAUAUUCAUAUACCGGGGGAAGAGAGCUCGGAAACCAUCAGCCAGGAGGUGAAUCUUGUAAUCGAAUCUCGAGUUGAAAAAUUGGCCAAGGAGAAGAAUUUGAAAGCGGAAAUCAAGGAUCAUCUCAAACAACGAUUGCUCGAAAUUCCCCAUCGUACCUAUCUCUGGGUUUACCUGGUAUUCGACUUCUUAAAGUCAGAGGUCUUUAAGAAAACGAGGAAGGGCAUCGAUUCCACGAUUGAUACACUCCCUGAGAGUGUAAAUCAAGCCUAUGAAGGGAUCCUUAGUAGGUCCAAGGACCAGGGGAUAGUUCGGAAGGUCUUGUCUAUAAUAUUGGUAGCGAAACGACCUCUCACGCUCGCGGAGAUGAAUGUUGCCCUCAAUGUCGAUGCCUCAACAAGAUCUUUGGAAGACCUGGACCUUGAAGCAGAAGACGACUUUGAAAAAUCCCUAAGAAACUGGUGUGGUUUGUUUGUGUCGAUCUACCAUCAUAAGGUCUACUUCCUUCAUCAAACUGCUCGAGAGUUCCUUCUUCCAAAACUUGCAUUGUCUUCGAUGCCCCCUUCGCGGUGGAAUGGCUCCAUAACUCCCCAGCAAGGCCAUCUUGUUCUUGCGGAGAUUUGUGUAGUCUAUCUCGAGGUUGUUUUGCCACAUGUUCCAGAGGCAAACCCAGAAACUGACAGCAACAUCGAUUACCCCGUCUUUCUCGACUAUUCGGCCACAUAUUGGCCUGGGCAUUUUCGCGAGGGUGACAUUGGUCAGGAUGCUAUAGACGCAUCAUUAGCUUUGAGACUUUGUGAUCCUGAUAUAAAGGGUUUCUCGAUUUGGACCAAAAUUUAUGAUCAAGGUCCCGGCUAUUCCAUGGGUCAUGUUGGUCAUAUGGAUCGCGGGCUUAAUGUAGCCUCUAUUUUGGGACUUGAAGCCGUUGUGAAGCUGCUGCUAGCGAGAAGCGAUAUCGAUGCCGAUUCGAAGAAUACUGUUAAUGGAUGGACCCCGCUCUCCUUCGCUGCCCAGAACGGGCAUUUAGCGGUUAUUAAGCUACUACUUGCGAGAGACGUCGACCCUGAUUCUAAGGAUAAGGAGGAACGGACCCCGCUUUCCCACGCUGCAGAGUGGGGCCAUGAGGCCAUUGUUAAGCUACUACUUACAAGGGAGGUUGACCUUGAUUCUCAGGAUACGAUUGGACGGACCCCGCUCUCCUUUGCUGCGGAGGGAGGG